GAAACCCGGGAGAAGGCUUUCUCCAGCCCCCAAAGUUUUGAUGAUGACCAUGACUACGAUGGCUGACGGCUUGGAAGGCCAGGACUCGUCCAAAUCCGCCUUCAUGGAGUUCGGGCAGCAGCAGCAGCAGCAGCAACAGCAGCAGCAGCAGCAGCAGCAGCAGCAACAGCCGCCGCCGCCGCCGCCGCCGCCGCCGCAGCCGCACUCGCAGCAGAGCUCCCCGGCCAUGGCAGGCGCGCACUACCCUCUGCACUGCCUGCACUCGGCGGCGGCGGCGGCGGCGGCCGGCUCGCACCACCACCACCACCAGCACCACCAUCACGGCUCGCCCUACGCGUCGGGCGGAGGCAACUCCUACAACCACCGCUCGCUCGCCGCCUACCCCUACAUGAGCCACUCGCAGCACAGCCCUUACCUCCAGUCCUACCACAACAGCAGCGCGGCCGCCCAGACGCGAGGGGACGACACAGAUCAACAAAAAACUACAGUGAUUGAAAAUGGUGAAAUCAGGUUCAACGGAAAAGGGAAAAAGAUUCGGAAGCCUCGGACCAUUUACUCCAGCCUGCAGCUCCAGGCUUUAAAUCAUCGCUUUCAGCAGACUCAAUACCUGGCCCUUCCCGAGAGAGCCGAACUGGCAGCUUCCUUAGGACUGACACAAACACAGGUGAAGAUAUGGUUUCAGAACAAACGCUCUAAGUUUAAGAAAUUGCUGAAGCAGGGCAGUAACCCUCAUGAGAGCGACCCCCUCCCAGGCUCGGCAGCCCUGUCACCGCGCUCGCCAGCUUUGCCUCCAUUGUGGGACGCUUCUGCCUCUGCCAAGGGCGUCAGUAUGCCCCCCAACAGCUACAUGCCUGGCUAUUCGCACUGGUACUCCUCGCCACACCAGGACACGAUGCAGAGACCACAGAUGAUGUGAGCUGUCUGACGGAACACCCUAGGGGAGCCUCUGAACCACACAAGGAGGAUCGGGACUUGCUGUAUCUGCCAAAAGAGCUGAAGAAGCAGGCUCGGAGAACUCGUAUGUGUGCCAGAAGGCAAGGCAGCUGGGCUGGCAUAUUCUCUCUCUCUCUCUCUCUCUCUCUCUCUCUCUCUCUCUCCCUCCCUUUCUCACUCUUUCCUUACUUACCCUUCCUCUGUUUUUUCUUUCCUUCCCACCUUCCUUCUUUCUUUUUUCCCCUUUCCUUUCAUCAUCCACCUUUUCCUUUGAGCAACCUUAGCAACAGAUCUGGCAUGAGACUGAGAGACUUUCUCUGCCAGCAUUCCAGAAACCCCUCACUGUAAGGAUAUUUUCCUUUACCCCUUGGGAUUCAGGCUCUGAGCCUCCUCUUCUCUUUAGGAAUAUCCAUCAAAAUGACUUUUUUACAGACAUUUCCCCCCGCACCAGAAGAAUCUGCACAAACAUGGCAGCGUUUUUACUUGUUUAAUGAGCUUCAGACAUUACAUGAUGAAAGAGAAGCAUUUUGGACUCCUGCAUUUUUAUUUACCAAUCCCAGACUGACAAAAAAGAAAAAAGAGAAAGGAAAAAAACCCUUCACCUAACAGUCCUUCUCUAAAGUAAAAGGAACAAUCGGCUGUAAAAUUAGAAUGUCGCCACAAAGGGAACGCUGCGUGAUUUAUCAAAAUGCAAUGACCAGGGAUGAUGAUUCAUUUAAAAUACAAACAACAACAACAAGAAAAAAAAAAAGCUCUUUCCUUACCCUACCCCCUAAACCCUGAAAUGGAAUCAGGAAAGACAGAGGAAGGAACCAAAAUCACCAUUCUAUUGCUUUGACACCUUUUCUGGGUGAACUGUUGGCAUUCACUAAGCUAAUAGGGACGUUUAUAUCAAGAAACAUUUCUGUAUAUAUUGUUGAAUUUUAGUUGUAUAUAUACUUUGUAUGUUUUUGUCUUCUUUCAUAUAUGGAGUAAAGCCACAUAAUGCUG
This is a messenger RNA of Castor canadensis (American beaver), 1923 nucleotides long. RefSeq names its product distal-less homeobox 6 (gene Dlx6). Gene Ontology annotation, molecular function: RNA polymerase II cis-regulatory region sequence-specific DNA binding; DNA-binding transcription factor activity, RNA polymerase II-specific. NCBI's taxonomy places the organism in Eukaryota, Metazoa, Chordata, Mammalia, Rodentia, Castoridae. The record is from RefSeq and is a predicted model, not a curated record. Gene Ontology annotation, biological process: cell differentiation; regulation of transcription by RNA polymerase II; embryo development.